Messenger RNA from Solea senegalensis (Senegalese sole), 4211 nucleotides. Its product is annotated as multiple epidermal growth factor-like domains protein 11. The transcript has 25 exons. NCBI's taxonomy places the organism in Eukaryota, Metazoa, Chordata, Actinopteri, Pleuronectiformes, Soleidae. Bases 268 to 3255 code for a protein of 995 amino acids. Gene Ontology annotation, molecular function: protein binding; scavenger receptor activity. Gene Ontology annotation, cellular component: membrane. The record is from RefSeq and is a predicted model, not a curated record.
GACGCGCUCAGCUCAAGUUGGCGGAGACAGACUCGCUGCUGAGCGGACUGUGCUGCUGCUCCUGAGCCGUCACCGACGCCGACACCUGCCGCUGUGCUGCGCUGGUCCCAGGUUCACGUCAGUCUGCUCCAACAGACCCUUCAGUCGCACAAAGGCCCAGAGGAGCAACUUUGUUCCGGACGCGUCCUCCGGCAGGUGUCCUGAGCUCUGUCGCCGCCUUCGUCAGAUCUCAACUCAUCCUGCUCCUGUGCUGAAGCAACGAGGACGAUGUGGUCACUGCUGCGUCUCAGCCUGUUCGGCUUCAUCUCAAUGGCAUCGCCGCUCAACCCUGACGACCCCAAUGUGUGCAGCCACUGGGAGAGCUAUGCAGUGACUGUGCAGGAGUCUUACGCUCAUCCGUUUGACCAGGUCUACUACACCCGCUGCACCGACAUCCUCAACUGGUUCAAGUGCACAAGACACAGGAUCAGCUAUAAGACAGCCUACAGAAAAGGUGUGAGGACCAUGUACCGACGACGCUCUCAGUGCUGUCCAGGAUUCUACGAGAUUGGAGAUCUCUGUGUCCCUCUGUGUACGGAGGAGUGCGCCCAUGGUCGCUGCAUCUCUCCAGACACAUGUCAGUGUGAGCCCGGCUGGGGAGGACUGGACUGCUCCAGUGAAUGUGAGAGCGACUUCUGGGGGCCUCACUGCACCAACCGCUGUCAGUGCCGCAAUGGCGCCAAAUGUAACCCCAUCACUGGAGCCUGCGUCUGCACCGACGGCUACCAGGGCUGGCGCUGUGAGGAGCCCUGCGACACCGGCUUCUAUGGCAAAGACUGCCUGAUGGAGUGCCAGUGCCUCAAUGGCGCCACCUGUCACCAUGAGACCGGCGAGUGCCUGUGUGCUCCUGGAUACACCGGAGCAUUCUGUGAGGAGAUGUGUCCUCCAGGGAAACAUGGCUCGCUGUGUGAACAGCGCUGUCCCUGUCAGAAUGGAGGGACGUGUCAUCAUGUGACUGGACAGUGCUCCUGUCCCGCCGGUUGGAUGGGCCCGGUGUGUGCGCAGCCGUGCCCAUUUGGAUCUUUCGGCAUCAACUGCUCUCAGGAGUGCACGUGUCGUAACAGUGGCCUGUGCGACCACAUCAGCGGUCAGUGCCAGUGCACGUCAGGCUACAUCGGAGAGAGGUGUCAGGAUGAAUGUGCGGUGGGCACCUAUGGGCCACAGUGCGCCCACAAGUGUGACUGUCAGAACGGCGCAAAGUGUUACCACAUCAACGGGGCAUGUCUGUGUAACGAGGGCUUCAAAGGUCCGAGCUGCCAGGACCGGUUCUGCCCCAGUGGACUGUAUGGGCUUAUGUGUGAUAAACACUGUCCCUGUACAGCUUCACACACACUCAGCUGUCACCCUCUGUCGGGGGAGUGCACAUGCGUCGCAGGAUGGACGGGCCUCUACUGCAACGAUACCUGUCCGGCAGGUUACUACGGCAUUGGCUGCAGGGAACUCUGUGCCUGCGCCAACGGAGCCGACUGUGACGGCACCACCGGAGCCUGUGUGUGCGCGCCGGGAUUUAUUGGUGAUGACUGCUACAUCAGCUGUCCCUCAGGUCUGUACGGGACCAACUGCUCCUCGUCGUGCUCCUGCCACAACGAGAUUUCCUGCUCGCACAUUGACGGCUCCUGCACCUGCGGAGAAGGUUGGCAGGGCGUGGACUGCUCCAUCCCCUGCUCCAGCGGUUCUUGGGGACUGAACUGUAAUCAGACGUGUCUGUGUGCCAACGGAGCAGCGUGCGACCCCGUCAACGGCACGUGCACCUGCUCGUCGGGCUGGAGGGGCGAAUAUUGUGACGAGACGUGUUUUGAGGGGUCAUAUGGACUGGACUGCACAGAGCGAUGUGACUGUGUCCACUCCGACGGCUGUGAUCCAGUGUCCGGUCUCUGUCACUGUCUCGCCGGUUGGACAGGUGUCCACUGUGGCAGCGUGUGUAAGGAGGGACGCUGGGGACCCAACUGCUCCUACAGCUGCACCUGUGAGAAUGGAGGCUCCUGCUCCCCAGAGGACGGGACCUGCAUGUGUCCUCCUGGCUACCGCGGCAACAACUGCAGACGAACCUGCUCUCCUGGUUCCUAUGGACACCGCUGCAGUCAGUCCUGUCCUCAGUGUGUCCACAGUGACGGGGCAUGCCAUCAUGUGACCGGUCACUGUGAUUGUCUCUCUGGCUACUUUGGCUCCCUCUGUAACCAAGUGUGUCCCUCUGGGAAGUUCGGUAAGGCCUGUGCCGAGACGUGUCUGUGCACCAACAACGGCACCUGUAACCCCAUCGACGGCUCGUGUCAGUGCUACCCCGGAUGGAUUGGCGAGGACUGCUCCAAACCGUGUCCUCAGGGCUCGUGGGGACCAGACUGCAUCCACACAUGUAACUGUCACAACGGAGCCCUGUGCAGCGCCACAGAUGGAGAGUGUGACUGCAGCCAGGGCUGGACGGGACUCUUCUGCACUCAGCGUUGUCCCACGGGCUUCUAUGGUGCUCAGUGUGCUGAGGUGUGUCGCUGUCAAAACGGAGCGGACUGCGACCACAUCACUGGACAGUGUUCAUGUAGGACGGGAUUCAUCGGACACAGCUGUGAACUCAAGUGUCCUGCGGGGACGUUCGGUUAUGGCUGCCAGCAACUGUGCGAGUGUAUGAAUAACGCCACCUGUGACUACGUGACAGGAACCUGCUACUGCAGCAUCGGCUUCAAAGGCAUCCGCUGUGACCAGGCUGCUUUAAUGAUGGAGGAACUCAACCCCUACACCAAGAUCAGCCCGGCACAGGCGUCAGAGCGGCAGUCAGCCGGCGCCGUCCUAGGCAUCAUCUUCCUGCUGCUGCUCAUCAUGGCCAUGCUCGGCCUGGUCAUCUGGUUCCGCUAUCGACAGAGAGAGAAGGGCCACCACGUUCCAAAUGUCACCUACACCCCUGCCCUGCAUGUCACCUCCACUGACUAUUCACUCUCAGCAGGGCUACAGUGCGCAGGCCUUCUCUCCUCUGCUGACUCCUCCCCCAGCAACAGCUCUGUCGGACACUGCUUCUCUAACCCAAGUUACCGCACUCUGGGGCCGUGCGGCUAUGCUGCACACUACGCCAAGACAGACAAGAAGGGCUCCACCAGGAUGAAGAUGAAGAAGCGGCACAGGAACAGCGCUCCAGAGUGGGGAGCUUACUGUAACCUCAGUGAACUCGGUGUUUACUGCAUUGAUCGUCGUUACAGCUACCACCUGGAGCCGCGCUACAGAGGAUGAACAGACUCCUCCCCCUCCCUCUGUGCCUUCCCUCCGCUGAGAUCAUUCACCUGUUGGUCUCAAUGAAGAGUCAAUCCUGCACUUUUACCUUAACACCAAGUGUCACCUCCUUUUUUUUUUACCUCAAUGCUGAGUUGUUUGUCACCUCCUGUUCUUUUACCUGAACACUGGAUGACUUCCUCUUUUUCUUACCUGAAAACUGUGUUUAUGUCACUUCCUGAUUGUUUAACCUGAGCUGCUGAUGUUUACCUUUAACCCUGAUGUUUUUAUUCUAACGUGUUUAUUUCUUUCAGGACAAGUCUGUUGUUUUAUUUUCCAUGUUUUUAAACAAACCUUAUGAAAAAAACAAAAAAAACAACAACAGUAAAGGCAAAGUACAUGAUAAUUAUAAACUGGUGUUUUAAAACACAGCAGAGGCAAAGUUGGCCCCUCCUCCCCUGCUCACUACCAGUAACACAGAGUCUCUGCUAAGAAAUGUACUAACACCUGGGCCACACUGGCUGCAUACACACCAUGAAACAAUGCCUGGAACAGUUUUUUGUAGUCGGUUUUGUAAACAGAUUAGGUCGGUCACACUUCCUUAGACCCAGAUUAUAGUUUGCAUUGACUGAAGUAGUGGCUUGUAUGACUCAAAGCUCAAACUCAGGAUUAGAGAUAUCCGGAGUUAGUUUGUCAGAACCUACACUUAUAAGCAGUAGUUCCCAGUAUGUACACUACAUACACUGUAAUCUACACUGUUGUGGUAACAUUUCUUAGGAGUUAGGUCGCCAUUAAGCACACCCUCUGAUACCUGUCUGGCUGAAAUCUGACUAGAAAACAGUAGAAUCUCUGCAGAUGACAAUACCACCACAAAUGGGAUGAGUGAUUACUCCUGGAUUAAAUUAUGCAUUCACAGAUUUUUCUCAUGAGUGUCAGUGCAGUGUCUCAGUGUGAAAUAACCCCUGUGUGUGUGUGUG